UCGAGAGACACGAUGUCCAAUGGAGGCGAGUUUCCCGCCGUGUUGGAAUUGAAUGUCGGCGGAGUCGCUUACACUACGACAUUAAAAUCACUCACAAACCAUCCCGAGUCUCUUCUCUAUGCUAUCUUCACAGGGCGAGAACCGAUUCUAAAAGAUGCUAAAAAUCGUUAUUUUUUAGAUCGUGACGGAGUGUUAUUUCGAUAUGUGCUUGAUUUUUUGAGAGAUGGGAACGUAGUGCUGCCCGAUUGCUUCAGAGAAAGGGAAAGAUUGAAAACUGAAGCUGAAAAAUAUAUGCUGCACGGAUUGGUAGAGGCAAUUGCUAACGAGAGUAAAAACAGACCAACAGGGGCUAUAACCGUUGGAUAUAGAGGCAGCUUCCAAUUUGGAAAAGAUGGUCUAGCUGAUGUUAAAUUCAGAAAAUUGUCUAGGAUUCUGAUUUGUGGAAAGGUCGAUCUUUGUAGAAGUGUUUUUGGUGAAACUCUGAACGAAAGUCGUGAUCCAGAUCAUGGGCAAUCAGAGAGAUACACUUCACGAUUCUUCCUUAAACAUUCUUUCUUGGAACAAGCAUUCGAUAUGCUUAUCGAGCAAGGAUUCAAAUUGGCAGGAAGCUGUGGUUCAGGUACCGCAGGAGGUGCUACUACUGACCUUAAACCAGGAGUCGAUGCGGAAGAAAACCGCUGGAAUCAUUACAAUGAAUUUGUAUUUGUUCGAGAAUAGUAUAAGAAUUAUUCAAAAUAGGCUGUAGAAAAUUUUAUCUUAAUAUCGAAAAAUAUUAAAUGCAGUUCAUCGAAACUCAACAAUUUAACAUAUAAAAAAUUUCUCAACCUAAUAUUUUACUUCCAUAUAUAAAUAUAUGUGAUCAUCGUGAAUUAUCUUUUUACGGAUUAUAAUUAAUGUUUAGUGGUGUAGAAAACAGUUCAAAAAAGUAGUAGAAAAUAUUAAAAUAAUAUCUUCUCACAUCGAUUAAAAUAUCUAUGCAUAUAAUUUUUUUCUACUUUUUACUACUUAAGCCUUUUUUAUGUGUUUUUCGUGAUAAUUUGUUUUAAUUUUAGGUCUCUUUCCUAUGAAAAUCAGUUUUCAUAGAAACGAGACCUAUAAUUAAGACAAAUCAUGACGAAAUAUAUGCACCAGAUAUUAAAAAAUGUGAAGAAGAGGAUUACGAAGCAUUUUGAGCUUCGGGGUAGGUAAUAAUAAAUUGCAGAACAAAAAAAAUAUAAAGCAAAGCUUUAAGAAGUCUGCACUUUUUGGUGAAGUGUUUAACUAAUUUACAUUAAAGUAAAAUCAUUGUAUCUUCUGCGAUGGAGUAUGCCAAGAAUGCUUCAAAAA
Diorhabda sublineata is the source of this 1326-nucleotide messenger RNA. It is a transcript of the gene Ktl, whose product is annotated as BTB/POZ domain-containing protein KCTD12. Gene Ontology annotation, biological process: protein homooligomerization. Gene Ontology annotation, molecular function: protein binding. The record is from RefSeq and is a predicted model, not a curated record. The transcript is spliced from 3 exons. NCBI's taxonomy places the organism in Eukaryota, Metazoa, Arthropoda, Insecta, Coleoptera, Chrysomelidae. The coding region runs from base 13 to 717 and encodes 234 amino acids.